Messenger RNA from Lacerta agilis (Sand lizard), 1725 nucleotides. RefSeq names its product aldehyde dehydrogenase 9 family member A1 (gene ALDH9A1). Bases 118 to 1722 code for a protein of 534 amino acids. The transcript is spliced from 12 exons. The record is from RefSeq and is a predicted model, not a curated record. Gene Ontology annotation, molecular function: 4-trimethylammoniobutyraldehyde dehydrogenase (NAD+) activity; aminobutyraldehyde dehydrogenase (NAD+) activity. NCBI's taxonomy places the organism in Eukaryota, Metazoa, Chordata, Lepidosauria, Squamata, Lacertidae.
UGGCCGAGUGGUAGCCAAGCUCCCCUUUGUGCCACUUUCCUACAUCCAAGGUUUGUCCCAUCGUAAUCUUCUGGGUGAGGAUUAUACAGAUUGUUCCUUCAUCUUCCUCUACAUUCUAUGCACUAUGUCUAUUCGGCAGCCUUGAUCCUGCUCGCCAGCUGUCAGAUGCUUCACAAUCCCCGCUUCUUACUCAUUCCACCUGGUUUUCCUGGUCUGCUCCAUUGUGCAGCAAUGAGCACCAUCACUGGGACAUUUCAACUGCAGCAGCCCCUCAACUACCGAGAGGGUGCCCGCGUUGAGCCUGUGGAUGGAGAUCACAGUGAGGAGACGUAUGAACCAGCAACGGGGCGAGUUAUUGGCAAAUUUCUCUUCUCUGGAGAGAAGGAAGUAGACAUGGCUGUGCAAAAUGCACAGGCUGCCUUUAAAAUAUGGAGUCAGAAGUCCGGCAUGGAACGGAGCACUGUCCUGCUGGAGGCUGCCAGGAUAAUCCGGGAGCGAAGGGAAGAAAUAGCUACCUUGGAAACAAUCAAUAAUGGCAAAUCCAUAACUGAAGCCCGAAUAGAUAUUGAUACAUCUUGGCAGUGUCUGCAGUAUUAUGCCGGCUUAGCUGGCUCCCUAGCAGGCCAGCACAUCCAGCUUCCCGGGGGAUCCUUUGCUUAUACGAGAAGAGAACCUCUUGGAGUCUGUGUUGGAAUAGGAGCCUGGAACUACCCUUUCCAGAUUGCCUGCUGGAAGUCUGCCCCGGCUUUGGCCUGUGGUAAUGCAAUGGUCUUCAAGCCUUCUCCCUUCACCCCUAUCUCCACUGUGAUGCUGGCAGAGAUCUACCAUGAGGCUGGAGUUCCCAAGGGGCUUUUCAAUGUGGUGCAAGGUGGAGUUGCCACAGGCCAGUUCCUGUGCCAGCACCCGAAUGUGGCCAAGGUCUCUUUCACCGGGAGCGUUCCUACAGGAAUCAAGAUCAUGGAGAUGGCAGCCAAAGGGAUCAAGCCAGUUACUCUGGAGUUGGGGGGCAAAUCCCCCCUUAUCAUCUUCUCUGACUGUGUCCUGGAGAAUGCUGUAAAAGGAGCUCUCAUGGCCAACUUCCUCACACAAGGCGAGGUUUGUUGCAAUGGUACUCGGGUGUUUGUGCAAAACGAGAUACUGAAUUCCUUCACCAAAGAAGUCAUAAAACAGACACAGAAUAUCAAAAUUGGCGACCCCCUGCUAGAAGACACACGGAUGGGAGCACUUAUCAACAACUCCCACCUGGAGAAGGUGUUGAGCUUUGUUAAACAAGCAAAGGAUCAGGGCGCCCUGGUGCUGUGUGGAGGAGAAGCCUGUGUGCCAGAUGACCCUAAGCUGAGUGGUGGCUUUUACAUGUCUCCCUGUGUGCUAGGAAACUGUAAUGACAACAUGACAUGUGUACAAGAGGAGAUUUUUGGGCCUGUCAUGUCCAUCCUGCCCUUUGACACUGAAGAGGAAGUCCUAGAAAGAGCCAACAACACUCGUUUUGGCCUGGCAGGAGGUGUCUUUACCAGGGACAUCCAGCGGGCUCAUCGAGUCGUGGCUGCUCUCCAGGCGGGGAUGUGCUUCAUCAACAACUACAACGUCAGCCCUGUGGAGCUGCCCUUCGGAGGAUACAAGAUGUCAGGGUUUGGCCGAGAGAAUGGCGAAGCAGCAAUAGAAUAUUACUCUCAGCUGAAGACUGUCUGUGUGGAGAUGGGCAACGUGGAAUCAGUGUUCUAAUGG